CAGGGUGUCACUGUCGAAGUCAUCAAGCCUGGUGAUGGCGUCCACUUCCCCAAGAAGGGCGACAAGGUAACAAUACACUACGUCGGCACCUUGUCGGACGGCCGUAAAUUCGACUCGAGUCGGGAUCGGGGACAACCGUUCGAGACCGAGAUUGGUGUGGGCAAGGUGAUCAAGGGCUGGGACGAAGGUGUCCCGCAACUAUCGUUGGGCGAGAAGGCAGUCUUGACCGCAACACCCGACUUCGCAUAUGGCGCGCGCGGCUUCCCACCCGUGAUCCCCCCGAAUUCUACGCUGAAGUUCGAGGUCGAGCUCCUGAAGAUCAACUGA
Molecule: messenger RNA, 327 nt
Organism: Fomitopsis serialis
Lineage: Eukaryota; Fungi; Basidiomycota; Agaricomycetes; Polyporales; Fomitopsidaceae
Exons: 5
Molecular function (GO): peptidyl-prolyl cis-trans isomerase activity
Source: RefSeq, a predicted model, not a curated record